Symsagittifera roscoffensis is the source of this 417-nucleotide messenger RNA. RefSeq lists its product as uncharacterized. The transcript has a single exon. Bases 1 to 417 code for a protein of 138 amino acids. Gene Ontology annotation, cellular component: nucleosome. Lineage: Eukaryota; Metazoa; Xenacoelomorpha; Acoela; Convolutidae. Gene Ontology annotation, molecular function: DNA binding; structural constituent of chromatin; protein heterodimerization activity. The record is from RefSeq and is a predicted model, not a curated record.
AUGGCCCGAACUAAGCAAACUGCCCGUAAGACCACAGGCGGUAAAGCGCCUCGAAAGACUCUGGCGACGAAAGCGGCUCGAAAAAUGGCGCCAAUGGGUAUGCAUGGAGGUAUCAAGAAACCCCAUCGUUACAGGCCAGGAACUGUAGCUUUAAGAGAAAUUAGAAAGUAUCAAAAGAGCACUGAGCUUCUGAUCCGCAAACUUCCAUUUCAGAGAUUGGUUCGAGAGAUUGCCCAGAAUUUAAAACCGGAUCUGAAAUUUCAGGGACAGGCUAUAUUAGCAUUGCAAGAAGCGGCAGAGAGCUUCUUAGUUAGCCUGUUCGAAGAUACAAACUUGUGUGUAAUUCAUGCCAGAAGAGUGACUGUUAUGCCUCGAGAUUUGCAGUUAGCCAGACGAAUAAGAGGAAACUUUAUUUAA